Molecule: messenger RNA, 918 nt
Organism: Pipistrellus nathusii (Nathusius's pipistrelle)
Lineage: Eukaryota; Metazoa; Chordata; Mammalia; Chiroptera; Vespertilionidae
Source: the annotation of a GenBank genome assembly
AUGGAGCCAGGCAGCGUGGAGAACCUGUGCAUCGUCUACCAGAGCCGGGACUUUCUGGUGGUGAACAAGCACUGGGACGUGCGCAUCGAUAGCAAGACGUGGAGGGAGACCCUGACCCUCCAAAAGCAGCUGCGGCACCGCUUCCCGGAGCUGGCCGACCCCGACACCUGCUACGGGUUCAGGUUCUGCCACCAGCUGGACUUCUCCACCAGCGGAGCCCUCUGCGUGGCCCUGAACAAAGCAGCUGCAGGCAGCGCUUACAGGUGCUUCAAGGAGCGGCGGGUCACCAAGGCUUAUCUGGCUCUGGUCCGGGGGCACGUCCAGGAGAGCCGGAUAACCGUCAGCCAUGCCAUCGGCAGGAACAGCACGGAGGGUCGGACCCACACCAUGUGCAUCGAGGGCACCCAGGGCUGUGAGAACCCGAAACCAAGCCUCACGGAGCUGGUGGUUCUAGAACAUGGGCUCUAUGCAGGCGACCCCGUCUCCAAAGUGCUGCUGCAGCCCCUCACAGGCCGGACGCACCAGCUGCGUGUGCACUGCAGCGCCCUCGGCCACCCCGUCGUGGGGGACCUGACCUACGGGCAGGCCUCGGGCCAGGAGGACCAGCCGUUCCGCAUGAUGCUGCACGCCUUCUACCUGCGGAUUCCCACGGAGGCGGAGUGUGUGGAGGCCUGUACGCCAGACCCGUUCGUGCCCGCCCUUGACGCCUGCUGGAGCCCUCACACCGUGGUACAGCCACUGAACCAGCUCAUCCAAGUGCUGCGGGCUGCCCGUGACCCCGAACCCGCAGAAGGGGGCCACUCCACGCACCUGCCCAGGCCAGGCCGGCCCCCGCCGCCCCAUCCCCCUGAGACGGAGGCUCCGCGGGCCUCGUAUCUUCAGUGGCUGUCAGAGUGGACUCUGGAGCCAGACAACUGA